This is a messenger RNA of Chenopodium quinoa (quinoa), 711 nucleotides long. RefSeq lists its product as uncharacterized. The record is from RefSeq and is a predicted model, not a curated record. NCBI's taxonomy places the organism in Eukaryota, Viridiplantae, Streptophyta, Magnoliopsida, Caryophyllales, Amaranthaceae. The coding region runs from base 1 to 711 and encodes 236 amino acids. The transcript has a single exon.
AUGACAUGCAACCCAUCAUGGAGAGAAAUUGUAGACGAGUUAUUGCCAGGUCAAACAGCACAAGAUCGUCCCGACUUGAUCACCAGAAUAUUCCAUGCAAAAUUUGAGGAAUUCAAGAUGGACGUUGUAGAAAAAGGCGCUCUUGGGAAGGUUAUUGCCUAUGUCUAUGUCAUUGAGUUUCAAAAAAGAGGCUUGCCACAUGUUCACAUGCUGCUCAUUUUGGACGAAAUAGAUAAACCAAAAUCUCCGGAACAGUAUGACACAUUUGUGAGAGCCGAGAUACCUGAGAGAGAUGAAGAACCACGAUUAUACGAUGUUGUUUUGAAGCAUAUGAUCCAUAAUCCGUGUGGUGAAGGUCGUCGAAAUUCUUCUUGCAUGGAAAAUGGGGUUUGUAAACGUAAAUUUCCUAAACCCUUUGUAGUAAGUACAGUCCAAGGCAAGAACUCAUAUCCUAUUUAUCGUCGUCAUGGUGAUCGUCCUCCUGUACCUUUACAUGAGAAUAGUGCAACCUUCGUUGAUAAUGGUUGGGUUGUUCCAUAUAAUUCAUGGUUGCCAUUAAAAUAUGAUUGUCAUGUCAACGUAGAGAUCUGUAGUAGCAUCAAGAGCGUCAAAUAUUUGUACAAGUAUGUGCAUAAGGGUGUAGAUCGUGUUUCAAUGGAAGUUCGAGCAGGGGCUGAAUACAAUGAGAUUCAAACAAUAUGUGGAUGCUAG